Molecule: messenger RNA, 829 nt
Organism: Lolium rigidum
Lineage: Eukaryota; Viridiplantae; Streptophyta; Magnoliopsida; Poales; Poaceae
Product: mavicyanin-like
Exons: 1
Coding region: 78-605 (175 amino acids)
Cellular component (GO): plasma membrane
Molecular function (GO): electron transfer activity
Source: RefSeq, a predicted model, not a curated record
UUCUCCAUAGGAAAAUUAAUCAUUCAACAGCCAACAGUAUCCUCUGCGUGCUCCUUCCCAUUCCAAUUCCAACCGCAAUGGCAGCUGCCAUGAGAAUCGCGCUCCUUGCCGUGGCGGCCAUGGCCGCCUUGAGCGCCGCGUCGGCGGCGACAUACAACGUCGGCGAGCCAGAGGGCGCGUGGGACCUCAGAACCGACUACGGCAGCUGGGUGUCCUCCAAGAAGUUCCACCCUGGCGACACCAUCGUCUUCAAGUACUCCGCGCAGGCGCACGACGUGCUCGAGGUCAGCAAGGCCGACUACGACUCCUGCAGCGCCGCAAGCCCGAUCACCACGCUCAAGACCGGCAACGACGAAGUCGCCUUCAACGCCACCGGCACCCGCUACUUCAUCUGCGGCAUCACCGGCCACUGCUCAACCACCGGCACGGGCCAAAUGAAGAUCGCCAUCGACGUCGUGGAAGGCUCCACCCCAUCGCCGCCAGCACCUGCCAGCGGUCCCGGCGCCAGCAGCUCUCCCCCGCCCCCGGCGCCCUCCGCCGCUACCUCCGUCCGGGCCACAGCAGGCCUUGGCCUUGUCGUCCUGUUUGCCGGUCUCUUGGCUUGAGUGCAGAUAUCUCCUGCUGCCGCACGCACAUAUGAGCUUAUUGGCCACUUCUUUUCGCUGAGACGUGUGCAGAAACGCGGCUUAAUAUUAGUCACUCAGUUCUUUCCAUCUUACGUCGAGUGAGCUUAUUUUACCAGUUGUACGGUAAAAUCUCUGUAAUACCCCUAGACUGUGAUCGUGUAAUAUAGAACUUUAUACUAUGAAAUUAUUUGAUGUGUUCACCA